Messenger RNA from Bufo bufo (common toad), 2475 nucleotides. It is a transcript of the gene SLC27A6, whose product is annotated as solute carrier family 27 member 6. The transcript is spliced from 11 exons. Lineage: Eukaryota; Metazoa; Chordata; Amphibia; Anura; Bufonidae. Bases 434 to 2299 code for a protein of 621 amino acids. Gene Ontology annotation, molecular function: long-chain fatty acid transmembrane transporter activity; long-chain fatty acid-CoA ligase activity. The record is from RefSeq and is a predicted model, not a curated record.
UUCACUCUUGGGAGUGGACAGAUUGGAUAGCUCAUUGUCAGCUUUCACACCCCCCCUUUUUUUUCCCCUAAAGAAAUGCAGUAAGCCUAUAAUGCUUUCGUCUCGGGCUGAGUUGGAGACUUUCCCCUGUAGACUUGCAGAGAAAAGCAUGGAGUCAGGAACAAAGUGUGCCUCCUUGUAUCACACUAUGUAAGGGACUCUCUGCAGACACAGUGAGAGGGGAGACAGACCAUAUUAAGGAGAGACUGCCCUAUUAUCACCACAUUUUGUACUGCUCAGUCACUAGGUUCCCGGAGACGAGGACAGUUACUUGUGAUCUAUGGCCAUACCUUCCAGGAAAACCUUCCUUACUUAACGUGCAGUUCUUCAUUAAUAAGGUCACUUGAUUUGUGUGAACUUUGUUUCUAUACGAUUAGCCCUGUGCACCAGCAGCAUGGCUGUAAGUUGGAUAGCCGGACUUGUCACAGGCUUGGCAGCUCUUCAUUUUCUACAGAAGAGGUUUUUUCCAUACUUCUGGCUGGAUCUGAGAUAUAUGUUGAAAGUAAUCAGUUAUGGUCUGGAGCUUGAGAAGUAUAAAAGGAACGCUCAUGUGGUGAGUGUUGUGGAUCGCUUUGUCCAGCAAGCCCAAAACAUCCCUGACAAGCCUUUCAUAAUAUUCCAUGGAGAGGUCCACACGUAUGGGGAAAUGGAUAAAAGAAGCAACAGAGUGGCCAACUUCUUCAUGAAGCACACGGCGCUGCAGAAGGGUGACACAGUGGCUAUGCUGAUGAACAAUGAACCUGACUUUAUUAAUGUUUGGUUUGGAUUGGCGAAACUUGGAUGCCUGGUGGCAUUUCUUAACUACAACAUCCGAUCCAGAUCUUUACUGCAUUGCUUUCAUAGCUGUGGAGCCAAGAUCCUUAUUGUGGGAGCAGAUAUGCUUGAUUCAUUGGAAGAAGUCUUGCCAAAUCUACAGGAAGACAACAUUUCAGUUUGGGUAAUGGCUGCAGAAACUACUCUUCCAGGUGUAAAUACUGUCUUGGACAAACUGGACACUGUAUCUGAUGAACCUGUGCCCCAAGAGCUGCGCUUUGUCAGCAGCAUAAAAGCUGCAACACUGUUCAUUUUCACUUCAGGGACUACAGGUUUGCCUAAAGCGGCUGUUAUUAGCCAGCUACAAGCACUGAAAGGGGCUGCUGGCAUAUGGGCAUUUGGGGGCACCCCGGAUGACAUAGUAUACAUCACUCUACCUUUGUAUCAUAGUGCUGCUUCUCUCAUUGGGAUUGGUGGAUGUGUUUAUCUAGGAUCAACAUGUGUAUUGAGAAAUAAGUUCUCGGCAAGCAAAUUUUGGGAUGACUGCAAAACGUAUAAGGUUACAGUAUUUCAAUACAUUGGGGAGCUCUGCCGAUAUUUAUGCAAACAGCCUGUGAGAGAAAAUGAAAGGGAUCACAAAGUCCGCAUGGCUGUUGGAAAUGGUGUCCGAACUGAUGUCUGGAAAGAUUUUGUCACAAGAUUUGGAGAUAUAAAGAUUUGUGAGCUAUAUGGAGCCACAGAGGGUAAUGUUUGUUUUAUGAACCACACUGGAAAAAUUGGUUCUGUUGGCCGCAGCAAUUUCUUCUACAAGCUUCUCAUUCCAUUUGAACUCAUUAAAUAUGACAUUCAAAAAGAUGAACCAAUCAAAAACAAAGAUGGCUGGUGUGAAAGCGUAAAAACCGGUGAAGCUGGACUUCUGAUAUCCAGAGUGAAUCAUGCUAAUCCUUUCUUUGGUUAUGCUGGCAAUAAAAAGCACACGACCAAGAAACUGUUGUGCGACGUAUUUAAGAAAGGAGAUGUUUUUUUCAACACGGGAGAUCUGAUGGUUCAAGAUCAUGAUGGUUUUCUUUACUUUCGUGACAGAAUUGGAGAUACAUUUAGGUGGAAAGGAGAAAACGUUGCAACAACAGAAGUCUCUGAUAUAAUUGGAAUGCUUGACUCCAUACAAGAAGCCAAUGUCUAUGGAGUGGAGGUACCAGGUCAUGAGGGAAAAGUGGGAAUGGUAUCAAUAAUUCUGAAGCCUGGCAUGACAUUAGAUAUAAAGAGCAUCUAUGAGCAUGUUGUGAACGAUCUGCCUGGUUAUGCAUAUCCACGAUUCUUAAGACUGCAGGAAAACAUGGAAAUCACUGGGACAUUCAAACAACAGAAAUUUCGUCUUGUGGAGCAAGGAUUCAAUCCGUCGUUAAUAUCAGAUCCACUUUACUUCUUAGAUGAUUCUCAAAAGUCUUAUGUGCCAAUGACCAAAGAUAUUCAUGAUAAAAUCUUGAAUGGUCAGUUAAAAUUAUAAUUUUCCUUCAAGUGUCUGUGAAGCAUACCAUUCCCUCUCACUGAAAUACUGGAUACUGUGAUGUAAACAUUUCAGCAGAUUAAAAACAUGUUAUCUAUGCUUUAUUGAAUUUUUAAAGGGGUUAUCCAAUUUCUCAAACAGCCCCGCACUCAUGUGCCGGGCCCCUCACAGGUAAU